AAUCAGUAAAACAAAUCGGAAUAUCAGAGCGUUGCAGAAAAGGAUGAGCUGAAGAAGAAGAAGAAGAAGAAGAAGAAGAAGAAGAAGAAGAAGAGCUAAUCUCAUCGAUUCAAUCUCACCGAUUAUGGCGCGGAAAUCUUCUCUGCUGAAGAAAGUCGCCGUCGUCGUCUUCUCCGUCGUCGCUGUCUACGGCCUCCUCAACGUCUCCGUCAACACCUCCCUCCCUUCUCAGUCCUCUCCCUCCGAUCUCCCCCGCUUCUCCGUCUCCGGAUCUCGCCAGCUUUUCCGCGAUGAAGCAGACGACGAGGAACAAUCCAAGGAUCGGGUUUCGCCUAGGGUUAGGGUUUACAUGUACGAUCUUCCCAGGAAAUUCACCUACGGCAUCAUCGAACAGCACGCCAUCGCUCGCGGCGUUCUCAAGGAGAGUGUCGAAGAUCUAGCCCAGCUCAAGUACCCGGGUCAUCAGCAUAUGCACGAGUGGUACCUUUUCUCAGACCUCAACAGACCGGAGAAGGAUCGAUUCGGGUCUCCGGUUGUCCGCGUUAUGGAUCCUUCCGAGGCCGAUCUGUUCUACGUGCCGGUGUUCUCUUCUUUGAGCCUGAUUGCAAAUGCGGGUCGACCCGUUGAACCCGGAUCUGGGUACAGCGACGAGGAGAUGCAGGAGAGCUUGGUGGAGUGGCUGGAGGAGCAAGAGUGGUGGAGGAGGAACAAUGGGCAUGACCAUGUUAUCCCAGCUGGCGACCCCAAUGCUUUGUACCGGGUCAUGGAUCGGGUCAAGAACUCGGUCCUGCUCGUGGCGGAUUUCGGACGGCUGAGGCCUGAACAAGGAUCGUUUGUAAAGGACGUGGUCAUACCUUAUUCCCAUAGGGUCAAUCCCUUCAAUGGCGAAAUUGGAGUGGAGGAACGAAACACCUUGUUGUUCUUCAUGGGGAAUCGGUAUCGGAAAGACGGUGGCAAAGUUCGUGAUUUGCUUUUCCAAGUUCUUGAAAACGAAGAGGGUGUCAUAAUAAAACAUGGAACACAGUCAAGAGAGAAUCGACGAGCUGCUACAAAAGGAAUGCAUACUUCGAAAUUUUGUCUGAAUCCUGCAGGUGAUACCCCUUCGGCCUGCAGACUCUUCGACUCCAUAGUCAGCUUGUGCAUCCCCGUGAUAGUGAGUGACGACAUUGAGUUGCCCUUCGAAGACGUUAUAGAUUACAGAAAGUUUUCGAUUUUCGUCGAGAGCAAUGCUGCUCUGCAGCCGGGGUCUCUUGUUCAGAUGCUGAGGAAAGUAGAAACCGAAAAAAUCUUGGAGUAUCAAAGAGAAAUGAAAUUUGUGAAACGGUAUUAUGAUUAUACAGACGGAAAUGGAGCUGUGAACGAAAUCUGGCGCCAAGUCUCGCAGAAGGUACCGCUCAUCAAGCUAAUGAGCAACCGAGACAGACGCCUUGUCCGGGGAAAUUUAACCGAACCAAACUGCUCUUGCCUCUGCUCAAACCAGACUGGCUUAAUCAUCACCUCCAUAGAACAGUGACCGACCCCUCUCCUCUAUAAAACACCCUUUUCCUAUCAGAUGAACUCAAGCCCAUCUGCCUUCACUUUCAACAAAACCCUCCAUUGCUUAUCUUCCCCUAUAGUGUUACACAUCCACGGAGCCAGGGAGAUUUGAUUACUCAUUGUACAUGAUGCCAUGAUAUUACACUCUCAGGAUUUCACAGACAAGACAGCUUCUCUCAUUCUUUUGUUCUUGGAAAGCUUCUGCUUUUGAUUUGAUAAGAGGCCUUUCUUACAUGAAUAUGCAAAUCAUCUCUCUCUC
Tarenaya hassleriana is the source of this 1795-nucleotide messenger RNA. Its product is annotated as probable arabinosyltransferase ARAD1. The transcript is spliced from 4 exons. NCBI's taxonomy places the organism in Eukaryota, Viridiplantae, Streptophyta, Magnoliopsida, Brassicales, Cleomaceae. Gene Ontology annotation, molecular function: glycosyltransferase activity. The coding region runs from base 125 to 1513 and encodes 462 amino acids. The record is from RefSeq and is a predicted model, not a curated record.